Molecule: messenger RNA, 1797 nt
Organism: Angiostrongylus costaricensis
Lineage: Eukaryota; Metazoa; Nematoda; Chromadorea; Rhabditida; Metastrongylidae
Source: the annotation of a GenBank genome assembly
AGAAGAAUGGGAGCUGAAGCAAAGUUAUACCUGCAGCGGCACUCUAUUCCACAACUGUUUGAGGGUCUUAUGACUGGACUCGUUUACAAUCGCCCAGAGGAGCCGCUGAGGUUUCUGGAGACGGCAAUCGCUCAAAUUAGAGCUAAUCCAGAGGAAGAACUUGCAUGGGACAUGUUCGUUGACAAGAGAGAGUUCAACACAUUGUGUGGUCCUACUAAAGAAAAAGGCAAGAAAUCUAAGCUAAAAGAGAAGAACAAGGGUAAAGGAACCCCUCUGACGUCUAGCGGAGGAGGGCUAACCUCCAACAUCAACAUGGGACGACUGCAAAGGUCACCAUCCGUGAUGAAGGCGGCCGAAGUUGCGCAAAUCCCUCACGUACCAAUCAUACUCUUCAUGGGUGGACCGGGAGGAGGAAAGACGAGACAUGCAGCUCGUGUCGCGAAUGCACUCUCCGACCAGGGUCUCGUCCACAUUUGCAUGCCCGAUAUCAUUAGGAGUGCUCUCGCAAAGUACAAGGACCAUUAUUCUGAAUGGAAAACGGCGAAUGAACAUUACCUGCGAGGUGAAUUAAUACCCAACCACCUUGCACUGGCGCUUGUAAAAGCUGAGAUGGGACGGCAUCCAAAGGCCAGCGCGUUUUUCCUCGAAGGAUUCCCAAGAGAGGCUCGUCAAGUAGAAGAUUUCGAAAGACAGGUGCAGUCCGUUAAUAUGGCACUUAUUCUUGACUACGACGAGAAGACGCUAAGGGAACAUAUGGAAAAGCGAGGAAUGGGAAUGGAGAUCAUCGACCAACGAAUUAAGGAAUUUAAGCAAAAAACUCUUCCAUCUGCGAAAUACUUCGACGAUCAACGAUUAUUGCAUUUGAUACCUGGAGAAAAGGAUGACCAAACAAUAUUUGAACGAAUGAGAGACUUAGUUCGAAAGGCGAUGAGCACUGGUGUGCCGGUGCUCAACAGUAAUCCGCCAAGUCAAGCACAAACUCGAGUUCCAACUGUGAGACCUUGUACAUACAUGACUGGUUCUGUUAAUUUUCAAACUUCUUCAGGAGGUUUUCAUUCCGCAAAAUGCAUCCUUUUCUUAUGUUCACUUAUUCUUCUUCCAUACACAGCUUCGAGCAGAGAAGGAGUCCCGUCUCUUUCUGGUGAUUCUAUGCCGCAUGGGCUAUCUACGAGCGCACCUAUAAUUUUGAUAAUUGGAGCCCCUGGAGCGCAAAAGUCUGAUAUUGCAAAAAGAACUGCACAGAAAUACAGCGAAUUUGUUCUACUUUCAAUGGGAGCGCUACUCAGAGCUAAAGUCGCCGAAGAGAAUGCAGAUGAACUCUGGCAGAGAAUUGCGCGCAAAAUCGAUCAAGGAGAACCAGUUCCAAUGAAGCUCUGCCGUGAACUUCUUUACAAUGAACUUCGCCAUAUUGGAAAUGCGAGCAGCGGUUACAUUAUAGAAGGGUAUCCCAGGACCGAAGCACAAUUGAUUGACUUGCAAUCCUUCGUAAUAACCGAUUUUACGGUCAAAUGCGGUGUUGUGAUGAUUUUAGAAAACAGCACUGUUUUAGAAGACGAUCCUGAAGUGGUGAAGACGAGGAUGACGUUGUUCAAGCAGAACACCCUACCAAUGCUAAAAGCGUUGGAUGAAAAAGGAAUAUUACGAGUGGUUAGGGUUUCAACGGUAUGCUUCAUCUGUCACGAAUGUGGUAAAAGCACAGAAGGAGAUGGCCAAAUUAAUGUUUCACUUAAACCAAAUUGCUUAAUUAGAAUUAAAAUUAGCAACAAAUCGUCUAGAUUACUAGUAUAUCUCGUCUAG